Molecule: messenger RNA, 1148 nt
Organism: Mytilinidion resinicola
Lineage: Eukaryota; Fungi; Ascomycota; Dothideomycetes; Mytilinidiales; Mytilinidiaceae
Product: phosphoglycolate phosphatase
Exons: 2
Coding region: 222-968 (248 amino acids)
Source: RefSeq, a predicted model, not a curated record
UGGCAAUUCAUCCUCGCUGCCUGCUGCCUACAUCCUGCGUCGUACCUGCCCGCCGUCGUCGCCCCUUCUGCCCUUCUGCUUGAAAGAACCCCCGUCGCCGCCCCGCCAUUGUCGCUAUUUAACUUCUUUUUUCCCCACACUUCGUCUCUCAGCCUCUCCACUUCUUUCACCCAAAGCAGCCACUUCACGUCCCCUCCAGCGUCCCAAUUGACACCGCAACCAUGGGCAAAAUCACCACCAUCCUCUUCGACUGCGACAACACGCUCGUCCUGUCCGAAGAGCUCGCCUUCGAGGCCUGCGCCGAGCUCGCCAACGAAAUCCUCGAGUCCAAGGGCGAACCCGACCGCUACACCGGCCCCUCCCUCCUCAAGGACUUCGUCGGCCAAAACUUCCGCGGCAUGAUGACGUCUCUGUGCAAGAAAUACAACUUUACCCUCACCGACUCAGAAUUCGACGCCUACGUCGACCGUGAGCUGGGCAAGGUCAUUGAGACACUCGAGAAGAAGGCCCAGCCGUGCCCUGGUGUCGUGCCCGAGCUCGAUGCCCUCUUCGCGAAGAAGCACUACUUGCUCGCUGUCGUCUCGUCGUCGGCCCUCAGCAGAGUCGUUGCCAGCAUCAAGAAGACGGGUCUGGACAAGUACUUCAAGGACAACCACGUCUACAGCGCUGCCACCUCGCUACCCAAGCCGACCUCCAAACCCGACCCGGCCAUCUACCUCUACGCCUGCAAGGACCUCGGCGUCACCACUGCCGAGUGCGUCGCCGUCGAGGACAGCCGCUCUGGUGCCACGGCCGCCAAGAGGGCGGAGAUCCCCCUCAUCGGCUAUGUCGGCCCCUACGAGGCAGAUGAGCAGCAGACCAUGUACGACAUGCUCAAGAACGAGUGCGGCGCCAUCUAUGUCAUGCGUCACUGGGAGGAGUUCCCCAAGGCCCUCGAGGCGGUCGAGGCGGCUGUGGCGAAGCUAUAGAUUGCUGGACUCCGGCAUCGGCAUCAGCAUUAGGCGUACUGACUAGAGCGUUUGUUGCAGCAUGCGAGUUUGCGUUACGUUUCGAAUACCUUGUGAUAUAUUAGACGACCUGGCAUGAUUUAUGGUAAACAGUCUCAGCAUCAUCAUCGACGAAUAUAGACGUAGCGAAUCGAAUCCAUG